GCCAUUGAAACCAAGUGUCGGCAGCCAUGGACGUGGCAACGUCGGCGGACGAAGUCCUUGCGUACUGGUUUGAUGGCGACAUGCACGAGCUGUAUCGGACGAAGUGGUUCCCUGCGUCUGGAAGUGAGGUUCAAGCUGCUGCGGAUGCUGAUAUCACGGCCAGGUUUGGCGACCUCCUGGCGACUGCCGAAACGCGAGCACUGCAUGCGACCUGGACAAGUCGUCCGUCUUCGUUUGUGGCGUUGAUCGUUCUCCUUGACCAGUUCUGCCGUCACGUGUACCGACACGAUGCAGAUAGACGCAAGGCCAUCGACGUCAUCGCGUUGGAAUUGGCCACUGAGUUCGUCGACCAGCAACUCCACUUGAACGUCCCGGUCCCGCAUUUUGUGUUUGCCCUCAUGCCUUUCCGGCAUUCUCCGACCCCCGACCGCCUCGAACAUGUCUUGGCCCACAUUGACGCCCGCGAGCACACGAUGGUCGAAAACACGGACCUCCUCUCCAAAUUUCGGCGCACAACUGUGCAGCGCCAGGCGCAUCUUCGCGCCCCAAACCUCAAAGCGCCUGACGAGGAAUUCGACAUUCUGGAACGGGCUGCGUUCGUAAACCCAAACGAAGCAACCCUCUUGCCAAAGCAUCCGUUGGUGCCGGUUAUGCAUUCGUUCCUGACUUCCAUGCGCGCUGGGUCCGAGUCUUGUCCAGCCAUAGGGAUCUCCCUAUCGGGUGGAGUCGAUUCCAUGGUCAUUGCGUACUUGUUAGUGAAGCUGGCGCCACACUACAACAACUACAAGGUCGUUGCUGUGCACAUUGACUACCUCAAUCGAGCCGAAAGCUGUGCCGAAGCGGCGUUUGUCGAUGCCUGGGCCAGCGAGCACAACAUUGAAUGCUUCGUUCGUCCCAUCAGCGAGUUCCAGCGCGCCACGACCAAGCGCGAAGAUUACGAAAACCUCAGUCGCGACAUCCGGUACACGACGUACCAGGAAGUGAUGGCGAAGCAUUCAAUCCCGGGCAUGUGUGUCGGCCACCACCGAGGCGAUGUCCAAGAGAAUGUCAUCUCCAACAUGAUGAAGGGCCAAAGUCUCCUGGGCCUCAACGGCAUGACACCGUCGUCCGUGGUGAAUGGGGUUCGCAUUUGGCGUCCGCUACUGUCGGUGACGAAAGAUGCCAUUUUUGACUUUGCCCACGUCUUCGGCGUGCCGUACUUUAAGGACACAACGCCCCAGUGGAGUACGCGGGGAAAACUCCGUCGUCGGCUGAUGCCGCUCUUGCAAGAAAUCUAUGGCGACGGGUAUUUGAAUAACUUGUCCAACUUGGGUCAAGAAGCGACCGAAUGCGCCGACGUCUUGGAAUCCGCGCUGCUCGGACCUGUGCUCGCCACUGUACAAAGUUCGGGGCUUGCAGUCUGGAUCGAUUUGACGCUGUUGUGUGCGCAGCCCAUGUUUUUAUGGAAGGAGAUCCUGCGGCGAGUGUGCCAUGAGCGCAUGGGCGAGCGCAUGAUUCGAGAUAAGCCCAUGAGCGAACUGCGGGUCAAAGUGCUCAAGAACAAUUUCAAAGCGUCGUGGAUCACGCUGAAAAAGUCCACAAAAUCUUAUGUGACGGACCGAAAGACCCUAGUCUUGUUCCGCGAGCCCAUGUUCCAGACCGUGCUUCCUCUCGACUUGAUCUUGGAGGCUGAGUCGACCCCACUGACCACGGUCGGGCCUUGGCGCAUCCAGCUACGCCUUGUGGAAUCGCCCGACUUCGAUGCCCAAGUCCAAGAGGUUUGCAUCGAUCAUGUGAUGGGGACGUGCCUCAUGCAGUAAAAACUGUCCUGGUCAGGUUCGACCGAAGCGAUGGGACCUGUGGAGCGUCAUCCACGCCAGCGGCGUCACUUACGUCCUUCCUCACGCCCCUCGAUACAUCGUCAAUACGGAAGACCGGCCGGCAGCGCUGCGCGGGAUCGACAAGUGCCUCACCGACUCGAUGCCAUUGGUGACGAACCAGGGCAUCCUUCAAGACUCGACCGCAGUCGUUGUCGUCACGCUAGAGUAUGUUUAAUCGACAAAGUCACAACGAUUCGAUAUAUG
Molecule: messenger RNA, 2063 nt
Organism: Aphanomyces invadans
Lineage: Eukaryota; Oomycota; Saprolegniomycetes; Saprolegniales; Verrucalvaceae
Product: tRNA(Ile)-lysidine synthetase, variant
Exons: 8
Coding region: 27-1799 (590 amino acids)
Biological process (GO): tRNA processing
Molecular function (GO): protein binding; ATP binding; ligase activity, forming carbon-nitrogen bonds
Source: RefSeq, a predicted model, not a curated record